Brassica oleracea var. oleracea is the source of this 1153-nucleotide messenger RNA. RefSeq lists its product as uncharacterized. Bases 145 to 918 code for a protein of 257 amino acids. The record is from RefSeq and is a predicted model, not a curated record. The transcript has 6 exons. NCBI's taxonomy places the organism in Eukaryota, Viridiplantae, Streptophyta, Magnoliopsida, Brassicales, Brassicaceae.
AAUACACUAAAGGACAUUGAGGUUAUUACUGAAAAGUCCAUGUUCCUAAUUUGGUACUUUGGCAAAAGCAAACCUUCUUCAUAAAAAAUCUAUGAAUACCCCAUAUGAUCAGUUCCAAAUCUCUUUCUCUCUAAGGCCAAAAAGAUGUCAUCAAUAUCGUCUGGUACAGCUCCAACCACCAAAUCAGCUGCUUGUUUCAGUAGAAUCCAAAAGUCUGCAACUUAUUCAUCUCGGUCAAUGUUGUUAUCAUCGUUAUCUUCUUCCUCAUCACCUGCCUCUGCAAAACUCCUAAACUCUAGCAAUGGUUCCUCAAGUUCUUCUUCAUCUCCUAAACCCUUCAGACCCGUUAUGCGCAGCAGAGAAGCUGAUAGACUCGAAGAGGAAAGACUUCUCCAUGUACAAUGGCAAGACAUCACGGUAAAGAUGGUAGUGGAUGCACCAGCUUCCGUGGCUUACAAGUUAUACGCGGAUCGUGAAUUGUUCCCUAAGUGGUUGCCGUUUUUGUCAUCCGUUGAGGCAGUGGAGGGCAGUCCAGAUUUAUCGCGUUAUUUGGUGAAAUUCGAGUCUUUUGGUAAAAAAUUUGAAUAUUAUUUUCUCGCAAAAAAUUUAGAGCCAAUCCCGGAUCGAAAGCUGCAUUGGAGAUCUAUCGAAGGCUUUGCGAAUAGAGGCAGUGUUCGAUUUUUCCACAGAGGCCCUUCCUCGUGCUUGGUAGAGAUCAACUUUUCAUUUGAGGUUCCACAUGCUUUUGCUCCAGUUGCAUUCGUAAGCCUAUUAGUGUUUAUCCAUGUUGUGAAUGAUAGAUUAUUUCGUAAACUAGAUACGUUAAUUAAUGUAGUUAUCUAUGAUGUCUUGUGUUUUUUCUUUACUCAACAUUUUUGUCUCAGCAUAUAUUAUGUAUGUUUAAAACUUUCCAGUUAAUGAAACCGUUUAUGGAGAGGCUUAUUCGUGGAGGAUUGGAAAGUUUUGCUGCCUUCGUGAAGACCACUUAAGGCAUAAACAAACAUUACGUUCUGUGCAUUAAUCCAAAUAAAUUGUUCUUUUUAUGUAGUGUGUUUUGUUUUUGCUUUUUGUUGGGAGGCAACAUGUCCAAACAUGAUAUAAUGUUGUUAUUUCUAAAUAUCUAUUUAUCAAAACAACUAUUUGUUGAAUAUUA